Messenger RNA from Daucus carota subsp. sativus, 1069 nucleotides. Its product is annotated as myb family transcription factor PHL7-like. Bases 55 to 831 code for a protein of 258 amino acids. Gene Ontology annotation, molecular function: DNA binding; DNA-binding transcription factor activity. The record is from RefSeq and is a predicted model, not a curated record. The transcript has 6 exons. NCBI's taxonomy places the organism in Eukaryota, Viridiplantae, Streptophyta, Magnoliopsida, Apiales, Apiaceae.
CAUAGUCUUAACUUGUUCAAUGCCAGGAGGCCAGAAGGGUUCAGCAGUUCCAACAUGGGUUCAAGUCGCUCUGAUAGUGCUGCAAAGGAGCGAUUGAAAUGGACACAAGAACUGCAUGAUUUAUUUGAAAAAGCAGUUAAUCAGCUUGGCGGUCCUUACAGGGCAACACCAAAGGGUAUCUUGAAGGCUAUGAGAAAGUCCGAGAUAACGAUAUACCAUGUGAAAAGUCAUUUACAGAAAUACAGGAUGUCGAAGUUUAUCCCAGAGACGCCCAGUAAAAACAAGUUUGAAAGGAGAAGUAUUUCAGAAAUAUUACCAAACUUCAGUGCAACAUCGGGUGCUCAGCUAAACGAAGCAUUGCAGAUGCAAAUGGCAGCCCAGAAACGAAUGAAUGAUCAACAUGAGGUUCAGAGGAAUUUGAAGGUGAAAAUUGAAGCACAAGGAAGGUUCCUUGAGAGAAUCGCGGAAGAUUACAAAAACUGUCCAAACAUUGCAAAACGUGCCAAGUUUCUAUCUCCUACAUCACUUCCAUCACUGUGUGAGGAGUCCGAGUCUAGUGCCAAGGAAUUUGAAUCUGAUUUUGAAAACAAAACUGAAAUUACGUCAGAUGAGAAAUUUCCAGCACCAAAAAGGCUUCAGAUGGAGUGUGACAAUUUCCAACAAAUAUAUAGUAAAUAUGCUUCAGUUGCUUCGGAUACACAUCUGCAACAAUGCGUGCUCACACCUAAGCGAUCAAAAAUUUCUUAUCAAUCUCCAGAAAUCAGCUUCCCGUGGAAUGCUGCUGCUUACUGCCAGUCACCUCUUAUGCCAGCUUCAUAUGGUUCGUUUUAAUUUACAGUAUGUUUGUUGGACUGCAGGAUGAUUUUGGGUGUCGAAUGUAUUAAAAAUAAAACCCAAUCAAACAUUUUAAAUAAUACGUUAGAGAAUGGGAUCUCUUGUUACUCGUAUACUAUAUAUUACAAAUCGACAGAGGCGAUCCCUGUGUAGCCCUGUAUAUAUGUCAGUGCUGUAAAGUAUCAAAUGCUUGUCAUGUGUGAAAAUGAUAUUAGAUUUAUCUUUUGUUACAAAA